Messenger RNA from Lodderomyces jiufengensis, 732 nucleotides. RefSeq lists its product as uncharacterized. The record is from RefSeq and is a predicted model, not a curated record. Bases 1 to 732 code for a protein of 243 amino acids. NCBI's taxonomy places the organism in Eukaryota, Fungi, Ascomycota, Pichiomycetes, Serinales, Debaryomycetaceae. The transcript has a single exon.
AUGAGACCAAUAGAGCUACUAAACAACCUAUCAAUCCUACUAAGAACAACAUCAACCUACAAUCAAUUCAAACACACUCAAAUUCAAAAACAAAAAUCCAAAAUUGAAGGUUUAUCAACUACAUACUUACUCUUACAAUUUUAUUCAAUUGGAUUAUCUUUAAUAUCAUCGUUGUUCUAUUUACUAGAUCCAAAAAUUCAAUCACAAUACAAAACAAGAUUUUUUGGAGAAAAUACACCUAUAAAUUUACCUUAUUCUUUCAUAGAGAUAAUAUAUUGUGGACUUUCCGUGGUGUUACUACUACAAGUCAAACCAAGAUUAAAUAAAGAAUUAUUAGUAUUUAUACUACUACAGCUAAUUCCAUUUGCAUAUUUAUACAAAUUAUGGUGGUUCAAUCAAGCUAAAAUUUUUAAAUUAGACUUGGUGGAUUAUUUAUGGUUUUUGGGUAAAUUUAAUUUUUGUAUUUAUUUGAUACCACAAGUUUACGAGAUUUGGUUAUUGGAAAAUGGGAAUGGGUUACAUUCAGGAUGGCUAUUGUUUAAUUCUGCUGCUUUGGCGUUUGAAAUUGGUGGAAAUUACGUUAAUGAUUUGGAAUGGUUUGAAAAUCCUUUUAAUUUUGGGAAUUAUUGGAUUAUUAUAUGGUGCAAUUUGAUAUGGAUAUUGAUAAUUUUAAUUCAGACAAAGUAUUUGUAUAGGCAUAGGGAGGAAAUAGUACAUUAUAAAGAAGUAUAA